CUCGUCUCUCUCAUUCUGUUCGGCAAGAUUUUUUUUAACCAGUCAGAAGAAGACCGUCGUAGAUGCUGGUCUUGAGCCAGCAUUGCCAAGCUGCAAAGAACAUCUGCCAAAGUACAUUUAUCACUGCCAUUCUGUACCUGUCAGUAGUCCUUCCAGGAAAUCAUGCCUCCCCUGCCGCGCCAUCGCUCCAUGCGAAUCUUUGUGAAUGAUGACCGGCACGUCAUGGCCAAGCACUCGGCCGUGUAUCCCACGCAGGAGGAGCUGGAGGCCGUCCAGAACAUGGUGUCCCACACGGAGCGGGCCCUCAAGGCCGUGUCCGACUGGCUGGACGAGCAGGAGCGCGUCGCUGCCAAGCCCAGCGGGGGAGAGGGAGACGGGGCAGACAAAGAGAGUGAGACCAAAUCUGUGGAGCAGCCAACACGGUCUCUGCGUGGAGUCAUGAGAGUGGGGCUGGUGGCCAAAGGCCUGCUUCUGAAGGGUGACCUGGACUUGGAGCUGGUCCUUCUCUGCAAAGAUAAGCCGACCAUCACCCUGCUCAAGAAAGUGUCCGACAACCUGGGAGUCCAACUGAAGCUGAUCACGGAGGAGAAGUACGAGGUCACGGCAUCCAUUCGCGAUGCCAGCAUCGUCAUCAAGAACUCCAAGGAGCAGCCCCUCACCCUGACCAUCCACCUGACGUCGCCAGUGGUGCGCGAAGAGGCCGAGAAACAGGCAGCCGGAGAAUCGCUAACAGUCAACGAUCCCCCGGAUGUUCUGGACAGGCAGAAAUGCCUUACUGCCUUGGCGUCUCUUCGCCACGCCAAGUGGUUCCAGGCCAGGGCCAACGGACUGCGCUCCUGUGUCAUCGUCAUCCGUAUCCUGAGGGACCUUUGUGCACGUCUCCCAGUGUGGGCGCCCCUGCGCGGAUGGCCCUUAGAGCUCCUUUGUGAGAAAGCCAUUGGCACAGGGAACCGUCCAAUGGGAGCCGGCGAGGCUCUUAGGAGGGUAUUGGAGUGCCUGGCUUAUGGCAUCCUGAUGGCAGAUGGUUCUGGAAUCUGUGACCCAUGUGAAAAAGAGCUGACAGAUGCUAUCGGCCACAUGGACCGCCAACAGAGGGAGGACAUUACACAGAGUGCUCAGCAUGCGCUCAGGCUCUCGGCCUUUGGGCAGCUACACAAAGUCCUGGGCAUGGAUCCCCUGCCCUCGAAGAUGCCCAAGAAACCCAAGAGUGAGACACCCAUUGACUACACAGUUCAGAUCCCACCCAGCACGGCCUAUGCCCCUCCCAUGAAACGCCCGAUAGAGGAGGAAGAGACCAACGAUGACAAGAGCCCCAACAAGAAGAAAAAGAAGCUACAGAAGAAAUCUCCUGAGGAGAAGGCUGAACCUCCGCAGGCCAUGAACGCCCUCAUGCGUCUGAACCAGCUGAAGCCGGGGCUGCAGUACAAGCUCCUCUCCCAGACGGGGCCCGUGCACGUGCCCGUGUUCACCAUGGCCGUGGAGGUGGACGGGAAAACGUUUGAGGCCUCCGGCCCGUCCAAACGCACUGCCAAACUGCAUGUGGCUGUCAAGGUCCUGCAGGAUAUGGGCCUGCCAACAGGUGCUGAGCAGAAGGCAGCUGAGCCGAUCAAGACUGAGGAGACGGCCAUCAGCGAGGAAGACACGAAACCUGUGGCCACCCCAGCCGAAGCCGACACUGCCACUGCGACAGCCAAGACAGAGGCCACAGAUAGUGCUGAGAGUGCCAGACAGCAGGGCCCCAUCCUGACCAAGCAUGGGAAGAACCCUGUGAUGGAGCUCAACGAGAAGCGCCGUGGCCUCAAGUACGAGCUCAUAUCCGAGACGGGCGGAAGCCACGAUAAGCGCUUUGUCAUGGAGGUGGAGAUUGACGGACAGAAGUUUCAGGGCUCUGGCUCCAAUAAGAAGGUGGCCAAGGCGUAUGCUGCCCUGGCUGCCCUCGAGAGGCUGUUCCCUGAGGGCUCCGUCUCUGAAGUGACCAAAAAGAAGAAGCUCCCUCCCAUGCAUGCUCAAGGUUUCGGCAUGAUGGGCGGACCCCCAGCUGACGCCGCUGCCAAUCCCAGAGGCAGAGGGAGGGGGAGAGGCAGAGGGCGGGGCAGAGGUUUUAAUAAUGGCGGUGGCUAUAAUCAAGGUGGUUAUGGAACAUAUGGAUAUGGAAACAAUGCCAACUCGGGAUAUACUGAUUACUACAACAAUGGAGGAGCUAAUGGUGGUGGCUCCACUUCAGGAGGAGGAAGCCCAGGAGCCAAUCAGAGUGGAGCAGGGGGAGCAGGCAGUUAUAGUUCCUACUACUCAUCUGACUCCAGUUACACGCCCACACCACCUCCCUCUAAGCCUCCUGGCAAAAAGCCCGCUAUGCAUCCAGGGGGGGGCAAACCUCCCGGUGCUGCCCCAGGGAACUACCAGGCUACGCUUCCUCCUCCAGGGCAGGGAGGUUAUGGCACAUAUGGACAAGGCUACGGCCAGGGCAAAAAGAACUUCAGCCAGGCCUCGGGUGGUACACCGGGGGGAUACUCUAAUUACAGUACUGCCUACCCAAGCCAGGUCACCGGAGGAGCUGGGGGACAAGACUACAGUUAUGAGGGAUAUGGUGGCCAGUCAAGUUACAAUGCACAGGGAGGACAGAGUUAUGGUGCUAGCCCAGCUCCUUACCACAACCCUGUGGGCUAUGGCCGUGGGGACCCCAACAUGAACUAUCAGUAUAGAUAAACUGCCCCCCCCCCCCCCCCCCCCCGUCUUUAGUCCUUCCCUCCACUCUGUUUCUACCCCCUUCCCUCGGUGGCAAAAGUAGCAGUGACCCCCUCAUGAUGCCCGACUCUCAGAUCCAUCGUGUUGGAGCUCAGCUCGUUCACAAAGGGGGCUUGAACUCGAAUUGAGGCAGUGUUUGGAGGGUAAAAUAGUCUCUUUCUGUGUUUUGAUCUUAUUUUUUUAUUUUCCUUUUUUUUUUAAUUUUUAAAUCAGUGCAAGCCUGUGAAACUGCCCAUCUUAACAAGUGAACACCACCCAUCACAUGCAUGUUGUGACCUCAUGUUUGUAACGUGACCUUUUGCUGAUGGCGUCUGUUAGUGUCCCAUUGAAUGGGCCAAACCUCUCAGUCUCCCAUGGUGUUUGUACCCACUCUCAGAGCGUUUUAUUGCAGCAUCUCCACCUGUUUAGGUUUUUAAGUUUGGGUCUACCUUUCCCCCCCCUAUAGCCCAAUGUGAGCCUUGGCUCACUCCUUCAUGAAUUCAUUUGCACGAGUAUCUGUUUCUUAGUGUUACCAGCACAUGCAAGGUAUUUUUUUUUCCAAGCAAAUCAUUUCAGACUGACCUAAUUUAAGUAACAGGUCAAAAGUAGCAUUCAGUGUGUUUGGGAGGGAUGUGUUUUCUCAAAUGUUGAAUGUGAAUUUAUAUGAAAUAAAAUUUUAUUUUGAAGGAA
Messenger RNA from Sardina pilchardus (European sardine), 3414 nucleotides. It is a transcript of the gene ilf3b, whose product is annotated as interleukin enhancer binding factor 3b. The transcript is spliced from 19 exons. NCBI's taxonomy places the organism in Eukaryota, Metazoa, Chordata, Actinopteri, Clupeiformes, Clupeidae. Bases 163 to 2706 code for a protein of 847 amino acids. Gene Ontology annotation, molecular function: double-stranded RNA binding; single-stranded RNA binding. Gene Ontology annotation, cellular component: precatalytic spliceosome. The record is from RefSeq and is a predicted model, not a curated record.